UGCCACCUCCCACAGCACAAACCUAACUCUCUUACUCUCUUCUCUUCAUCCCUUUAAAUUUAAAGCACGAAAAGAAAAAAAGCAAAAAAAAAAAAAAAAAAAAAGAAAGCCCUUUAAAGCUAGAAGCUAGCUAGUCAGUUGACGUUUUUUUUUUCAGUACUUAAAAAGCCCCCCUUUUUUUUCUUUUCUUUUUGGUACAUUAAUUCAUCAAUGGAAGAAGACGACCAAAAAGAGUUGCAGCUUCUGCCAUCUCCACAGUCAUCCGUAGUACCAUCUCGGCCGUUGGAUCAUGCUGCUAAUUCCAUCAUAAGGUAUAAUAACAACCGAUCAAAGGAUCACCAUCAUAAUCAUCAGCAUCAUCUUCAUCUUCGUCACAAUCACAAUCGCCGCCGUCAGUUUAAUAAUGGGCCGGGACUCGAUUUACAGCUUUCGAUUAGUCUGAGGCCCACGACGACGACAGAGGAGGAUUGUCGUACGGUAUUAGCUGGGCCUAUCUGCGAAUGUGUGGACGAUCAGGAUCUAACGAUAUUGGACGAUGACGACGAUGAUGAUGGCGGUGGCGGUGGCGGUGGCGGUGGUGAUGAGCAAAGGAAGUGUGUUGAGGCGCUGAAGUGGCAAGCGGCGGAGCAGAUAAGGCUGGCGGCGAUGGAGAAAGCUUAUGCGGAGAGAGUGAGGGAGCUGACGAGGAGGGAGAUGGAGCUGGCGCAGUCGGAGUUCGCACGUGCGAGGCACAUGUGGGAGAGAGCGAGAGCAGAGGUCGAGAAAGCUGAGAGGAUGAAGGAGAAGGCUACGAGUACUACAACGACGUCGUCUUCUUCUUCUCUUCAUCAGAUGGAUAUGAAUUUUAAUUCUUCUUCAUCUUCUUCUACGUGCAUGGAGAUCACUUGCCAGUCUUGCAGGCAAAGGUUUAGGCCUAAUUAAUAUCUAUUUAUCAUUAAUUAUUAGUUUGCCAAGUUUAUAUAUAUAUAUAUCAUCAUCAUCAUGAAUUAAUAUAAUAUAAUAUUUCAUCAAAACCCUUUUGAUCAUCAUCAUCAUCAAGACUACCAGCUGGGAUGUAAUAAUUUUACACAACCAUUAUUAUUGAGAUCUUCAUAUAUAUGAGCUAAUGAUGAUCCAUUUUAUUAAGUAAUUAAUUAUGUAUUAUUAGUAUUGCAUAUUUUGGGUAAUGGGUUUUCUGAAUAUUUUUGUUUUUGGGGUAGAAAAUCUGGGCGGGGCCUGCAGUUUGUGAAAUGUGAAUCUAGGCAUGCAAAUUAAUAACAAAGCUAGCAGCAGCUCUAGUACUCAAUAAUAAGUAGCUUGAAUUGUACUUUUGAAUAA
Molecule: messenger RNA, 1317 nt
Organism: Humulus lupulus (European hop)
Lineage: Eukaryota; Viridiplantae; Streptophyta; Magnoliopsida; Rosales; Cannabaceae
Exons: 1
Coding region: 211-921 (236 amino acids)
Biological process (GO): gravitropism
Cellular component (GO): nucleus
Source: RefSeq, a predicted model, not a curated record